Messenger RNA from Oryctolagus cuniculus (rabbit), 1718 nucleotides. NCBI's taxonomy places the organism in Eukaryota, Metazoa, Chordata, Mammalia, Lagomorpha, Leporidae. The record is from RefSeq and is a predicted model, not a curated record.
GCGCCCCCGCCAGGCAGUUGCGGCAGGCGCGCACCUCACGCAGCCCGGACGUCGUGGGAGCGGCGGCAGGCGGCGCUGUGCCGGGGCCGGGGCGCCCAGGCGAGGCCGCCGUGGUCGGCGCUAGACCGGCCAUGCUGCGCUGGCUGUGGGGCUGUGUGCUGCCCGCGGCGGCCUGCCAGAAUAAUGACGAUUACUUACGCUACGGCAUCCUCUUCGAAGACCUGGACCACAACGGGGACGGCGUGGUGGACAUCUUGGAGCUCAAGGAAGGGCUAAAAAACUGGAGCUCCUCGUUUGGGCAGAACUCGGAGAUGGAAAUUCUUCAGGCUGGGGAUAAAAAUGCUGAUUCAGGAUUGGACUUUGAAGAAUUUGUGCGAUAUCUUCAAGACCAUGAGAAAAAAAUGAAGCUUGCAUUUAAUAGUCUGGACAGAAAUAGUGAUGGAAUGAUAGAAGCUUCAGAGGUAAUUGCUGCUGUGAAAUCAUUGGGUAUAGAUAUUUCUGAAGUUCAGGCAAACAAGAUUCUGAAAAGCAUUGACGCUGAUGGGACAAUGACAAUAGACUGGGAUGAAUGGAGGGACUACUUUUUACUUCAUCCUGCAUCAAAUAUCAAUGAAAUUAUUCGUUUCUGGAAGCGUUCUACAGCAGUUGACAUUGGAGAGAGUAUAGCCAUUCCAGAUGAAUUUACUGAACAAGAAAAGCAGUCUGGAGAUUGGUGGAAGCGUUUGGUGGCAGCAGGAAUAGCUAGUGCCGUCGCAAGGACAUGCACAGCACCUUUUGACCGCUUGAAAGUCAUGAUGCAGGUUCAAAGUUUAAAGACAAGGAGAAUGAAAUUGAUUAGUGGAUUUGAGCAGAUGGUAAAAGAGGGAGGUAUUCUUUCUCUUUGGCGAGGAAAUGGUGUAAAUGUUUUUAAAAUUGCACCAGAGACAGCAAUCAAGAUUGGGGCCUAUGAGCAGAAUAAAGAGGAGGAGUACAUGACAAGCAUCUUCAAGGUGAUGUUGCAAAAGUAUAAGAAAUGGCUUAGUUUUGAUGAUACUCGUAUAGGAAUUCUUCAAAGAUUUAUAUCUGGUUCAUUGGCUGGAGCAACUGCCCAGACCUGUAUUUAUCCCAUGGAGGUACUGAAGACCAGGUUGGCAGUAGCUACGACAGGAGAGUAUUCAGGGAUCACUGAUUGUGGCAAGAAGCUUCUGAAACAUGGAGGUGUCAGAACAUUUUUCAAGGGUUAUCUCCCUAACAUGCUGGGCAUCGUACCAUAUGCAGGCUUAGAUCUUGCUGUUUAUGAGCUUUUGAAGAAUUAUUGGCUAGACCACUAUGCAGAAAACUCCGUUGAUCCUGGGAUAAUGAUUUUGCUGGGCUGCAGUACAUUAUCUCAUACUUGUGGCCAAUUAGCCAGCUUCCCUCUGAACCUCAUUAGAACUCGCAUGCAGGCUGAAGCCCUGGCAGAAAAGGAAACAACACCAAUGAUUCAACUCAUUCGAGAAAUAUAUAAAAAAGAAGGAAAAAAGGGAUUUUUUAGGGGCAUCACCCCUAACAUCAUAAAGUUGCUUCCUGCAGUAAUCAUCGGCUGUGUGGCUUAUGAAAAAGUGAAACCAUACUUUGGAUUAAAAUAGAAAUGCAAAAUACCAAAUUGUUGUCAUUGACAUAAUCAUCAAAUUGUAGGAUAAUUCCUGAAUUAUAAAGAGAUCUUAUCCUAAAAGAAAAUGUAUUAAAUUAUUGUUAAA